Molecule: messenger RNA, 2288 nt
Organism: Ceratitis capitata (Mediterranean fruit fly)
Lineage: Eukaryota; Metazoa; Arthropoda; Insecta; Diptera; Tephritidae
Exons: 3
Coding region: 125-1495 (456 amino acids)
Biological process (GO): transmembrane transport
Cellular component (GO): membrane
Molecular function (GO): transmembrane transporter activity
Source: RefSeq, a predicted model, not a curated record
UUUACGCAUUGACACCAGACGGAACAGAGUAGCCUAGCCAGCUACUCUUAUCGAAUAACAGUUAGGUGAAUCGUGUAACAUCAAUUCUUACUGUGGUGUGUGCUGUCAGUGAUUAGUUAGUGGGAUGGUUGCGGAAACAGUGUCUAGUUAUGGCCGCUUGUGGGUGGAUCGUCCACAAACGUUGGCCGUACUGUCAGACUUCUUCAUCUUCCUUACGGGUGGCAUGAAUUUGGCUGUCAGCGUUGGCUGGGCGAGAGAUGAAUACACAUUGCAGUUUCGCAUUUGUUGGUAUAUUGGAGUAGCGAUUGGUGCUUUUAUUGCACCGCCACUAGUGCAAUGGAAACGGAAGCGUUUGUAUAUUAUUCUACCCAAUCUGCUUGUGGCGGCUUCCGCCAUUGUCGCUGUCUCAGGCUAUCAAUAUUUGGGCGUCGGUAUCGCAUCACGUUACAUUGAUGGCAUCUGCAUUGGACUGGCUACCGUCUCUUUCAUCACACAUGUCAGUGAGAUCUCUUCGGAACAUCGACGUGGCUUCUGUUUGGCCUUCGAACAAAUCGGACUUGCCGUUGGCGCCUACGUACAAAUGCUCUACACUUCACUUUGGAUACAGGGCACAAACUUUAGCCCAAGUUUACUAAUGGGUUUGUGUAAUUUAUUCUUUGGCUGCAUGGCGGCCUUCUUGACGUACACGCAAAAGGACUCACCUGUCUUUCAUAUGAGAAAGGGUGACGAAACAAGCGCCGUGGCCUGUGUAAAUGUACUCUAUCAACCACCGAUAAUGACGGAAAAUAAACAAUUAGCAAUUACUGAUAUCAAAAUGUAUGUAGCAAUGAACGAUUCGAUGUCGUUGGGCGAAAGUUUCGCCAAAGGCUUGGUGCCGCUUAUCAAAAUGAUCAUAUACCGUAGUAUGCUUUCGUUCAUCAUUUCAUUGCCAAUUAUGUUGGCGCUGAAUGAUGGUGGUAUAAUUAGUGCACCGAAUGUUAUCAAUUGGCAUCCAAUACUGUAUGGAUUUUUGGGUGUGCUAGGACCCGUUGUGGCCUCAACAACAUUGGGUGGCAUCGGACACAAAUGGUUGAGUUUGUUUACCCUCUUAGUGGCUGGUGGUAUGUUCCUCGGCGUGGGCAUUGUAUAUCAUGUCGACUCAAAUCUGUCAGUCGAAGUGCGUAUGUCAAUGGUUGUUGCUUUGCUAAUGAUUGGACAAUUUCUUGGCGGCAUAUUCGCGCCGAGCACAACGGUGUUUCUCGGUGAGGCAUUUCCUUUGAAAGUGAAGCCCUAUUUCAUAGCUAUCUGUAUAAUUGUGCAAAAUAUGGUGGGUUUAAUUAUAGUCUGUACAUACAAUUAUACUUCAUACAAUGAAUUCGUUUACUGUGUCGUUGUGGGCGUAAUAAUGAUGUUUUUCGCAAUCGUGUUCGCCUUUACAUUGCCGGAAACUAGAAAGAGGAAGUUGCGUGAAGCUCAAGAGCAAUUUGAGUAUUUCUUUAAUUUCAAAGUGCAGUGAGGGAAGGUUCGGCUAAAGGUUAGGAGCAGAAGCUUUUAGAAGUUAUUUUGGGGCUAAAUUAAGUAGUUUCACUUAUGAAAGCUCUUUCAAGUCUUUUAAACUUUUAACGAAAGUCAAGCACAAAGAGCUUCGCCAUAUUAGAAAUAGUAUACAUUAAUUGCUUUAAUUUAUAAAUAAAACAUAAUAAAAAAUUUUUUCACAAAGCUUUUAUUAUUGUGCACGUGGGCUGAGCCAAGUGAAAGUAAAGUUUUUUUUUUAAGGAGUUUCCAUGCAACCUUUAACGACAUUCAGUUUAAAAAAGGUGCGAAAAUAUCUAAAUGAAAAAGUUUUUACAAAUCUACUUAAAGCUUUUAUUACUAUACUCAGCUUAGUGGCUUUUUUUUAUAAAAGCUAAUACGUAAACUUACAGUGAAAGUGCAGCUUUUUUGUAAGGAGUUUCCAUGCAACCUUUAACGACAUUCAGUUUAAAAAAGUUACGAAAAUUUUUAAAUGAAAAGAAAUGAAAAUUUAUCAAAACUCUGCUUUUAAGCUUUGAAACACUUUUCAGCAUGCUUUUGGCGUAAACUUCGUAACUUUUUUGUUAUGAAAAUUUCCGUUCAGUGUAAGCUAAGCUUUUGUAUUACGAAAGCUCUUCAAGACUUUUUGUAAGCAUUUCAUCAGCGCGAUCAAACAUUUUCUUGUAUAUUAAAUUCUUAAGAGUUAAAUUGUAUUUUUAAUUAUCUGAAUAAAUAUGUUAGCUAUAAUUAUUGGUAAUUUAAGUGAAAAAUUGAUUUUAACGAGCCAUAAAAUUUAU